Messenger RNA from Lytechinus variegatus (green sea urchin), 3350 nucleotides. Its product is annotated as cAMP and cAMP-inhibited cGMP 3',5'-cyclic phosphodiesterase 10A-like. NCBI's taxonomy places the organism in Eukaryota, Metazoa, Echinodermata, Echinoidea, Temnopleuroida, Toxopneustidae. The record is from RefSeq and is a predicted model, not a curated record. Gene Ontology annotation, molecular function: 3',5'-cGMP-stimulated cyclic-nucleotide phosphodiesterase activity; protein binding. Gene Ontology annotation, biological process: negative regulation of receptor guanylyl cyclase signaling pathway; signal transduction. Bases 125 to 2791 code for a protein of 888 amino acids. The transcript is spliced from 25 exons.
GCGCAUACUUACGCGACGCGACCGGAAUUAGUCGUUCCAAAGUUCGACGUCGCUCGAAAAAACGAGUCAUUUUUUGCGCUUCUGCACUCUCAGUAUUUUCGCAAGAACAUUGUUUUUCAUUGAAAUGUCUUCUCCAUGGAAGCAGUUAGAGCGUCGUCUACCUCCAUUGCCCGGCAACUCAUCACAGUCUGUCUUUGUAUUGAAUCGAAGUGAAGAAACGUUUGAUUCCAUUUCCACACGACCACAAACGCAGCCAGGCCCAGGAAGACCUCAUUCGACACGGGAUCGCUGGGAGACUGAUCGCGGAAGGAAGGGUAUGGCGUAUCAAACCGGGAUUCUUACCACACCCAGAGAAGUAAAACGUUACCUGUCUGAAAACCCCUGGCUUGUUGAAGAGUUUGUAAAGGAUAACUACAAUCAGGAGGAUGUACAGAGAUGGUUCCUGAAAGAGGAUAGGCCUAAAAAUAAAGGGGAGAAAGAGAGACCGUCCUCAGUGAAAGAAGGAAACUUGCUGUGUCCUAGCUCAGGAGAUGAUAUCAAGACAUUUCUGGUUGACAUUGUUGAGAGAAUAGAGGAACAAGAUGGCAUACCUGAUGUUCUAUAUCAACUGUGCUCAAACAUCUCAACGGCUGUGAAAGCUGAUGAAUUCUUUCUCUUCAUGGUUGGUGCACAGGAGAAUAGCCUAUAUUUGUGCAGUGAGGGGGAAGACUGCAUCCAGUUAAUCCCUUUUGCUCCGAUUGAUCCGGGUACAAACAUCGUUGCUCAUGUAGCCUACAGCAGACAACCUGUAUUUACAGAAGACAUCUUAGGGGAUGAGCGUUUUCCGUUGGGUACUGGCAGGGAUGGUAGUCUUGCCAAGUCUGUCCUGAGUCUACCUCUAAUACAACCUAAUGGGGAAACUGUGGCUGUGAUAGAAUUGAGUCGUUAUGUAGGUAGCACUCCAUUUACACAAGAAGAAAAACAGAUUGCAGGUACAUACUUCACUUGGCUAGGCAUAGCUUUGGACAAAGUUCAGGUUUGCAAUGGCCUCAUGAAACAGAGGGAGUUUAAUGACUUUCUUCUUGAAGUAUCUAGGGUAAUCUUUGAUGACAUUGUAGCAAUUGAUGACCUCAGCAAGCACAUUAUGAUGUUUGCUAAGAGUUUGGUGAGUGCAGACAGGUGUGCCCUCUUCUUGGUUGAUAACAAGGCAGAAGAGCUGUAUGCUGAUCUAUUUGAUGAUGGAAUUGAUAAGGAUGGGAAACCAGUCUUCGUCAAGAGGAGCCAGAUAAGAUUCCCAAUAAGCCGAGGCAUAGCAGGACAUGUUGCUAAGACUGGCGAUGUGGUCAAUAUUGUAGAUGCGUACCAAGAUCCGAGAUUCAACAGGGAUGUGGAUGUGCAGACCGGCUAUGCCACUCGGUCCAUCCUAUGCAUGCCUAUCAUCAGCCAUGGUCUCGUCAUUGGCGUCGUCCAGAUGAUCAACAAGAUGGGUCAAGAUGGCCAAACUGCUGCCUUUGAUCAGACCGAUGAGAGUAACUUCAAGAUGUUUGCCAUGUACUGUGCUCUAGCUCUACACUAUUCUAGGGGAUUCUUGAAGACAUUACGGAAUGGGGUCAGGGUGGAGGGAGAGAUUAGUCUGGACGGUCAGAUCACUGCCUUUGAUCAAACCGAUGAGAGUAACUUCAAGAUGUUUGUCAUGUACUGUGCCCUAGCUCUACACUAUUCUAGGAUCUACAGUGAAAACCAGCAAUCGGAAAGACACCUAGCUGUCAUCCAAGAGCAGCUUGUCUACUUUACAACCUGUAGUGAGCAACAGGUUGAUAGACUCCUCAAUAGCUGGAAUAAACAGAGCUUCAUUGUUCCACCAGAGAUUGAGGGGUUUGAGUUCCACAGCAGACCUUAUGUGAGUUCAUUGAAUGAGCUGUUCAUCUACAUGGUGCAGAGACUUUUUGGCCCAUCAAGCUUUGAUCUGACGACUCUAGCUCGGUUUAUCCUAACUGUGAGAAAGAACUACAGACUGGUUCCAUUCCAUAACUUCUGCCAUGCGUUUGAUGUCUGUCACUGUAUGUUCAUGCUUCUCUUGCACAGUGAAGGAAGAUUCACAGAUGAGGAGAUGUAUGGCAUGUUCUUUGGGAGUAUCUGCCAUGAUAUAGAUCAUCGUGGUCUGACCAACAGCUUCCAUGCAAAGUUUGCAACCCCACUUGGUAAACUCUACACCUCCUCCAUUAUGGAAAGACACCACUUUGCCAUGACGGUAUCCAUCUUGCACCGGGAAGGACACAACAUCUUCUCACACCUUCCUUUGAAUGUAUUCAAGAAGGUUAUGGAUCUGAUGCAAGAGAUUGUUAUGUCAACAGACCUGACGACCUUCUUCCCAAACCACAAAGAGCUGUCCAAACUCAUCGUUGCUCAGUCCCUGGACUGGACCAUUGAUCGUCACAGAUGGAGUAUCCGCUGCAUGUGUAUGACAGCCUGUGACCUCUGUGCAACUUCAAAGAUGUGGCCAAUCCAACAACACAUAGUAGAUUGUCUCUAUGAGGAGUUCUACCAUCAGGGUGAUCUUGAAAAGCUACGAGGGGAAAGUCCUAUCCAGAUGCUAGACAGAGAUAAUCUACCAAAUCUAGCACAAGAACAGGUUCAAUUCCUGACAAACGUUUGUCUACCAUGCUUCAGUGACAUUGUGGAUAUGCUACCUGCAGCACAACCCCUCCUGGCAGGAUGCAAGGAUAACCUCCUUCAGUGGCAGCUAGUACAGGAAGGCAAAUCAGCAGCCAUGUGGAACGUUGAAGCAUCAAGAGUAAAAGAUCCACAAUGAUAUCUCAUCCAUCUGUUCACACCACUUCAUCUAAUUCUCUUCAAGCAAGCAAGACCUUUAUAAGGCUAACGCACAGGCCCGUAUUUUGAGCCGGGGUUGAAUUUGACUUUGGUCUAAAUCUCUUGUUGAACUAUGGAUAACUAAUUGUGAUAUUUUAAUUUUUCAGCACUUUUCAUACUCAAUUGAAAAUUGUCUUGGUAAUUGAUUACUAUAUACAUGUACCUUUUCUUCACCACUAAAGCAUGAAGUAUGACUAUUAAUAUACAUAUGAAAUAUUCAGUGUAAACAGACAUAUUGGUUACCCAUAAUUUAAGCCCAGUCUUGUAGGGCAUUGCAUGAGACUUGCAUUCAAUACCAAAUCAAAUUUACGUAUGUAUAAACACCCAAUGCAAAUCCUUUCAUUAAAUGCACAUUUUUGGUUGACUUGCAUUUAAUCCAAUGUGGCAUUAUUUAUGUUUGAAUUUGGAUUUACACUUGGCUUGCAGUUUUCUUGCACCAUGCCUUUCAUUGAAAGCAGUCCAGAAUAUGGGCCAUACCCUCGGCUACCAGAAUAGCAACA